AUGAAGUUGAUAGCUCGGAUAUAUAACGUAUACACCGUGGUCAUCGGCAUGACCUCGUACAUUUUCAUCCGUGGAAAAUUCCGGCAAACGAGGCUUACGCAUGUGUAUACUUUCAUAGUCAAUGCCUUCACACUGACCCUGCUACCUGUGGCCUAUUGGGAAAUGGCCCAGAUUAUGACAAUGGUCAAGUGGCUGCCGCCCUUCAUGUGGAUAGCUCCAUAUCUCCUGUACUCCAUCAACUACGUUGUGAUUGCGUACACAUUGAUCUCUAGGUGCUAUCGGGAUGCAAUUUUAGUGGAUCUUCAGCUGGUUAUAGUCCAAGUGGACGUCGAGAUGUUACGAACGGGGCGGCGGAUAAGCUCCAUGCUGCAGAGAUUGCUUCUCCUUAAAACCUGCACGCUGAUGUAUUUGUUCGUGGCCUUCUUCCUGUCCCUGGUGAUGUACCAAUGGGGCAUGCCUUGGCUGACUGUGCUUAAGGGACUGCUGGCUACCAUUUCCUUCACCAUUCUGGUGUCCACCACAUUUCUUCACUUUCUGUCUUUCUGGCAAAUAUUGCGAGGCUUUGACUUUGUCAACCAACAGCUGGAGGAGAUCACCAGGAUUGGCUCUAAAGCACAAGCUAAGGAACUUGUCAGUCUCUGGGCCUUGCAUGCCACCCUCAGCCGGACAGCUCGCCGGAUAAAUGGCUAUUAUGGACCUCAAAUGCUGGCCUGUCGGUUCGAUUACUUUAUGUUCACCAUCAUCAAUGGCUACUUUGGAACUGUGUACGCCAGUUACGAACACAAGCUUACUAUAGACAAGUUGUUGGGAGUUUGCAUAUAUUGGGUGCGAAGUUUGGACUUCUUUUUGAACGACUACAUCUGUGAUUUGGUGACUGAAUAUAUAUCAGAGCAAGGUGAAGUUUACGGCGUCUGAAGGUGGUGCCAUGUCCCAUGAGCUGAGUUCCUAUCUGAUCUACGAGGGCAGUAUGAGGCUAGACUUGCGAGUUUGUGGACUCUACCCAGCCAACAG
This is a messenger RNA of Drosophila kikkawai, 1011 nucleotides long. Its product is annotated as putative gustatory receptor 59b. The record is from RefSeq and is a predicted model, not a curated record. Gene Ontology annotation, biological process: sensory perception of taste. NCBI's taxonomy places the organism in Eukaryota, Metazoa, Arthropoda, Insecta, Diptera, Drosophilidae. Gene Ontology annotation, cellular component: membrane.